AUGAAUACCCUUUUCUUGGCCAGCUUAGCGAUGUGGUGCUUGUUCCCCGUCUUGGCCGUCGUACUCGUUCUUGUCUUGAAGAAGAAGAAGAAGAAGAAGAGGAAGUCGGGAAAGGCGGGAAAGGCGGGAAAGGCUGGGGGCCUAGCCUCUACUGAAGCGGGCCUGAAAUCCACCGCGAAAAAGGGCAUGCCAUCAGCGCAGAGCCCGUCAGCUGCUGGUGCUCCGGCCACACCCGUCCUCAGCAAGUCGAACGAACAGCGCGCCGCCGCCGAGCAGGAGAUGAACAAGCUGCUAGAUGAGAAGAGCAAGAGCCACCCCAUCGAGCAGUCCAAGGAGAAGCCCGAAAAGCCGGCUGCCAACCCCCGAAUGUUCAUCCCCGCCAUGCCGAACGAGGGCGAUCCGACGAGGACGCAGACCGAGGGACGAGGAACAAGGCCUGAACACAGAUCGCUGCUGCCGCAUCAAGCCAUUUGUCAUCGACCGAAUAAGCCCCGCGCACAAGCGGUCUCU
Molecule: messenger RNA, 510 nt
Organism: Mesorhabditis spiculigera
Lineage: Eukaryota; Metazoa; Nematoda; Chromadorea; Rhabditida; Rhabditidae
Source: the annotation of a GenBank genome assembly